AUGCGAGGACCCAGCGAGCCCCGUGAUGCCCUAAGGAGCGCCCCACCUAGAGCGGUGAGUCCCUGCUGCGGGACAUUUGGACUCAACACGCUGCAGCUCAUGGUGGCGCUCCGGGUCCGGCCCAUCAGCGUGGCAGAGCUGGAGGAAGGAGCCACCCUCAUUGCCCAUAAAGUGGACGAGCAGAUGGUGGUUCUCAUGGACCCCAUGGAAGACCCUGAUGACAUUCUGCGGGCACACCGAUCCCGGGAGAAGUCCUAUCUGUUCGACGUGGCCUUUGAUUUCACUGCCACCCAGGAGAUGGUGUACCAGGCCACCACCAAGAGCCUCAUCGCGGGCGUCAUCUCAGGCUAUAAUGCCACCGUCUUUGCCUACGGGCCCACAGGCUGUGGGAAAACCUACACCAUGCUGGGCACAGACCACGAGCCCGGCAUCUACGUCCGGACCCUCAAUGACCUCUUCAGGGCCAUCGAGGAGACCAGCAACGACAUGGAGUAUGAGGUGUCCAUGUCCUACCUGGAGAUCUACAAUGAGAUGAUCCGGGACCUGUUGAACCCUGCGCUGGGGUACCUGGAGCUGAGGGAGGACUCCAAAGGGGUGAUCCAGGUGGCCGGGAUCACCGAGGUGUCCACCAUCAAUGCCAAGGAGAUCAUGCAGCUGCUUAUGAAGGGGAACCGGCAGAGGACCCAGGAGCCCACGGCCGCCAACCGGACGUCCUCCCGCUCCCACGCCGUGCUCCAGGUGGCCGUGCGCCAGCGCAGCCGGGUCAAGGAUGUCCUGCAGGAGGUGCGGCAGGGCCGCCUGUUCAUGAUCGACCUGGCCGGCUCUGAGCGCGCCUCCCAGACGCAGAACCGUGGCCAGCGCAUGAAGGAGGGGGCGCACAUCAACCGCUCGCUGCUGGCCCUGGGCAACUGCAUCAACGCCCUGAGUGAUAAGAGCAGCAACAAGUACAUCAACUAUCGCGACAGCAAGCUCACCCGGCUCCUGAAGGACUCCCUGGGGGGGAACAGCCGCACGGUCAUGAUCGCCCACAUCAGUCCCGCGAGCAGCGCCUUCGAGGAGUCUCGGAAUACCCUGACCUACGCCGGCCGGGCCAAGAACAUUAAGACCAGGGUGAAACAGAACCUGCUCAACGUCUCCUACCACAUCGCCCAGUACACCGGCAUCAUCGCUGACCUGCGGGGCGAGAUCCAGCGUCUCAAGUGCAAGUUUGACGAGCAGACCAGACGGGGCCCGGCCCGGGGCCGGCUGGAGCGGGGCGACAUCCGCCACAUCCAAGCCGAGGUCCAGCUGCACAGCGGACCAGGCGGGCAGGCUGACAUGGGGCAGCUUCGGGAGCAGCUCAUCAGCGCGUUCCAGGAGCAGAUGGAGGUUCGGAGGCGCCUGCUGGAGCUGGAGCACCAGACCAUGGAGGUCCAGAUCGACACCUCCCGACACCUGCUCACCAUCGCGGGCUGGGAGCACGAGAAGUCCCGCCGGGCCCUCAAAUGGCGGGAGGAGCGGCGGAAGGAGUCCUACACCAAGGACGACAGUGAGAAGGACUCGGACACUGGCGACGACCAGCCAGACGUCCUGGAGCCCCCUGAGGUGGCCACGGCCCGGGAGAGCAUCACCGCCCUGAUGGGUGAGCAGAAGCGGCUACAGAAGCAGAAGGUGUGCAUGGUUUGGGGGGCAGGAAAAGCGGGUUUGGGGAGCUGGGGACGGGGGGGCGCAGCGAGGC
Molecule: messenger RNA, 1717 nt
Organism: Carlito syrichta (Philippine tarsier)
Lineage: Eukaryota; Metazoa; Chordata; Mammalia; Primates; Tarsiidae
Gene: KIF19
Product: kinesin family member 19
Exons: 13
Biological process (GO): microtubule-based movement
Molecular function (GO): microtubule motor activity; ATP binding; microtubule binding
Source: RefSeq, a predicted model, not a curated record